AUGGAUCUGCGACAAAUCUCAGCUCUUCUCUCCUCGUCCCCCGCCGCAUUCCCCAAUUGCUGUCUAGCCCUGUCUACUCCCCUCCUCGCCCGAUUAGCGUCGCUCCUCCCCACCACCCCACAGUUCACCCUUUCAAUCGGCAGCGGCGCCGGCCUUCUCGAAGCCCUGCUUGCUUAUCUUUAUCCCAGUGUCCCAAUUGAGGGUGUGGAAGUCAACUCCUCCGUGAACCUCUAUGUCGAAGAGCAGGAUAUGAAUGUGGUUGGCGGCACAUGGGAUCUCCUUCCCCGUGCGUCCGACGCGACGGCGUGGAUGUUUGUCUACCCUCGUGAACCGAAGCUGGUCACCAAAUACAUUAAGACGUACGGGCUGGGGAUCAAGAUGGUUCUGUGGCUUGGGCCAAGAGCUGAUUGGGCCGACUACGAGGCUUGUUUUCGGGAUUCGGCAUAUUCUCACCUGAGUUUCGAAGAGGAUGUGGGGUUAGCUGAGUACGAGAUGCUGGUUAUUGCCAGGAAAUGCUGUCCAUAA
Molecule: messenger RNA, 525 nt
Organism: Aspergillus mulundensis
Lineage: Eukaryota; Fungi; Ascomycota; Eurotiomycetes; Eurotiales; Aspergillaceae
Exons: 1
Coding region: 1-525 (174 amino acids)
Source: RefSeq, a predicted model, not a curated record